AGGUUUGAGUUUUGGAUGCUUCACUGUAAAUACAUACUAGUGAAAUGGCUCUUCUUCGAAGAAGCCUCUCUGACAGCCUGCUGCUUGAAGAUGACUAUGUCUCUGUAGAGGGUUUGGAAUACACGGACGUGCACUUUCAUGAAGAUUAUGAAAUUGUGGGUGCCAGUGGUCUGUUUGAUCUAAAGAGGAAUGAACAAAAGAAGAAUGAAGCUGUGGACAUUUUGAAGUUAAUUGAUAAUGACAAGGAGUUAAUGAAGCAUGGUUUGAAAUCCAGCAAGAGCUUGGAAAGUCUGGAUACCAAAGCUCCUAAUGAGGUGUGGAAAGAUUCAUACGACAAGCUCUACAAUGCUAAAGUCAAGAAAUUCAUGAAAGGAAAUAAAGCUGUUAAGGAAAACAGACAUGGCAGACACAAUGGGCCAGUGACAACCCAAACACUUGACCGCAAAAGCAAAGUAAAUGUUGCAGCUUUACUUGAGAAUGCAGAUCAGAUGCGUCUCACUCCAUAUGAAACAGAACCUGACAAUCAAGUAGGACCAUACAUGGAAUAUCAUCAAUAUGACUCAGAUACGUUACUACAAGGAUCUGACCUGGUGAGAUCAGCAAAGAUAAAACCCAAUAUUGCAAGUGAUGUUCCAUCGCAUCAUUCCACAAUGAACUUGACCAAUGUUGAUAGUGAAAUCAACCUACGCGGUGGAACAUAUACAGAUCCAAAAGUAGAUAUUGGUAUUAAUAUACCAGAUUCAAGUCUUACAUUGCCAGAUACCCAAAGAUCUCCGGUGAUGCACCUCACAAAAGGACAUUUUAAAGGCCCAAAAGCAGUGCUUAAUUCUUCUGAUAUGGAUAUGGAAGUACCAUCAGUUAAUGUCAAGAAGCCAAAAUUUAAAAUGCCAAAGUUUAGCCUAUCUGGAAACAAGAAUACUGACAUCAGUUAUGAUGGAAGUAUGAAGGGGUCAAAAUUUGCAUUGUCAUCCCCUGAAGUAGCUCCAGGUCUUAAGGGUUCUAAUAUACAAAUUGAUGGACCAAAGGCUGAUUUUAAAGGUCUAAAAACAGACCUUCCAGACAUGGACAUGUCAUCUGGAAAACUGAAAGCACCCACUUUCAGCUUCCCUGAUUUUGGCCUGUCAGGACCCAAAAUAAAAACACCUGACUAUGAUCUAAAGACCCCUAAAAUGAAUCUGUCUGCUCCCAAAUUUAAGGCAGAUUUUGAUUCACCAGACAUCAACAUCAGAGGUCAUAAGCCAGAUAUCACCGCACCUGACAUGGAUGUGAAUAUUCCUGAAGGUACAUUUAAAGGACCAAAUUUCAAGAAACCCAAUCUUGACUUGAAUGCACCUGACCUCGACAUAAAUGUUCCUUCUGGUAACCUGAAGCUGCCAAAAUUUGGUUUCUCUGGUAGCAAGCCAGAAGGACCUGAUCUUAAAAUCAAAUCUCCAGACCUGAAUCUCAAAAGCCCCAAAAUAAAGGGAGGAAUCGAUACCCCAGAUAUGGAUCUGACUCUGCCUCAAACUGAUUUGAAAGGCCCAAAUCUAGAUUUCAGAACACCUGAUAUUGAUGUUAAUAGCCCUUCAGGGAAAUUUAAUAUGCCAAAGUUAAAGAUGCCCAGUUUUGGCCUGUCAGGUUUGAAAGGUCCACAUAUGAACAUGGAUGCUGACAUUGAUAAGCCUGACGUUAAUCUAAGUGCAUCAACUCCCAGGCUAAAUGCAGGGAUAAAUAGUCCUGACAUUGACAUUCACAGACCUAAUGUUGAUCUCAAAGGACCAAAAACAGAUCUUACACUCCCUGACAUGGACAUACCAUCUGGAAAAAUGAAAGUUCCAACUUUCAAGAUGCCUGAUUUUGGUCUCUCUGGAACCAAAAUAAAGACUCCUGACUGUGAUCUGAAAAACCCUGAAAUGGAUCUGUCAGCUCCAAAGUUUAAGGCAGACUUUGAUUCACCAGACAUUAACAUCAGAGGUCAUAAGCCAGAUAUCAAAACCCCAGACUUGAAUGUUGAUUUCCCUAAAGGUCAAAUUAAAGGACCAAAUUUCAAGAAACCUAAUCUUGAUGUGAACGCACCUGAUCUCGACAUAAAUGCCCCUUCAGGUAAACUAAAGCUGCCAAAGUUUGGCAUCUCCGGUAGUAAGCAAAAAGGGCCCGAUCUUAAAAUCAAAUCUCCAGACCUGAAUCUCAAAAGCCCCAAAAUAAAGGGAGGAAUUGAUACCCCAGAUAUGGAUCUGACUUUCCCUCAAACUGAUUUAAAAGGCCCAAACCUAGAUAUCAAAUCCCCUGAUAUUGAUGUCAGUGGCCCUUCAGGGAAAUUGAAUAUGCCAAAGCUAAAGAUGCCCAGUUUUGGCCUGUCAGGUUUGAAAGGGCCACAUAUGAACAUGGAUGCAGACAUUGAUCAGUCUGACCUUAAUCUAAGUGCAUCAACUCCCAAACUAAAUGCAGGAAUAAAUAGUCCUGAUAUUGACAUUCAUGGACCUAAUGUUGAUCUCAAGGGUCCAAAAACAGACCUUACUCUUCCAGACAUUGACAGGCCUUCUGGAAAAAUGAAAAUGCCCAAUUUCAAGAUGCCUGAUUUUGGUCUCUCAGCACCAAAAAUAAAGACACCUGAUUAUGAUCUGAAGACUCCUGAAUUGGAUCUGUCAGCUCCAAAGUUUAAGGCAAACUUUGAUUCCCCAGACAUAAACAUCAGAGGUCAUAAUCCAGAUCUCACAGCACCUGACAUGAAUGUUGAUUUCCCAAAAGGUAAAAUUAAAGGACCAAAUUUCAAGAAACCAAAUCUUGAUAUGAAUGGACUUGGCCUUGACAUCAAUGCUCCUUCAAAUAAACUGAAGCUGCCAAAAUUUGGCUUUUCUGGUAGUAAGCCAAAAGGGCCUGAUCUUAAAAUCAAAUCUCCAGACCUGAAUCUCAAAAGCCCCAAAAUUAAGGGAGGAAUUGAUACCCCAGACAUGGAUCUGACUCUGCCUAAAACUGAUUUAAGAGGCCCUAACUUUGAUAUCAAAUCACCAGAUAUUGAUGUCAAUGGCCCUUCAGGCAAAUUGAAUAUGCCAAAGUUUAAGAUGCCCAGUUUUGGCAUGUCAGGUUUGAAAGGGCCACAUAUGAAUGUGGAUGCUGACAUUGAUCAGCCCGACUUUAAUCUGAGUGCAUCAACUCCUAAACUAAAUGCAGGGAUAAAUAGUCCUGAUAUUGAUUUGCAUGGACCUAAUGUUGAUCUUAAAGGACCAAGAACAGACCUUACUCUUCCAGACAUGGACAUACCAUCUGGUAAAAUGAAAAUGCCUGCUUUUAAAAUGCCUGACAUUGGUUUCUCAGGACCCAAAAUAAAGAAACCUGACUAUGAUCUAAAGACACCUAAAAUGGACCACUCAGCUCCUAAAAUUCAUAAGACAGAUAUCACAGCCCCAGACAUGAAUGUUGAUUUCCCUAAAGGCAAAAUAAACAGACCAAAUUACAAGAAACCCAGUGUUGAUGUGAACGAAACAGACUUUGACAUUGAUGCUCCUUCGGGGAAACUGAAGCUCCAAGGAAACAUGCCAGAAGGAAGAGAUCUUAAAUUCACCUCUCCAAAGAUGAAUCUCAAAACCCCCCGAAUCAAAGGAGGAAUUGAUAGCUCUGAUUUUCAAGGCCUGGGAUCUGAUGUAGAUUUUGGUACCUAUACAGAAAUGCAUGCUAACAGCUUUGCAGUUCCAAGAGGUAAAACAGAGGCAGCCAAAACGUAUGAUCUUGAUGAUCUCUCAAGAGACAUCAGAAUACCGACUCAUCAGAAAUAUGGUGCCCCAGAAUUGAACAUGCAGGACCCCUAUUAUGACUUGAACAGAGACAUGAACGUUUCUGAAAAAGCUCAGUGGUCUCCAAUACCAGAACAUCUCUCCAGCCAAUCUAGAAUCUCUGGAGUAGGUCCAACAUCAUCAGGUGUUUACAACACUUAUAAUGGGAUGCCUAGAAGAGGUGGAUGGGGAAGUGAGCAAACUGGCUAUAGUGGCAGACAGACAAUGAGACAUAUGCAAAUACAUGCAAUGGAUCUGGAGGUUCCAGAAAGCACUUUGAAAGGGUCGAAAUUUAAUGUUCUUAAACUAAUAUAGUAGGAUAAUUUAAAGGAAGGGACGUGGAAGAAAAGAGCGAGCUUGUCCUUGGCAAUCAUGUUUACAGGGCUGAUAAGAACUAAUAGCAUAUUAAAAACUAACUUAAAGAUACUGUAAAUGAGCUUGAGCAAACUUUUUUCUACAUUACUUCUUAACACUGAUGAACAAACCUUUCCAUAAAGGAGAUGUUAAACUUGCACUUACAGUAUCAUAGAUCAUUAUGCUCAUAUAAAUAAUACAAUCUUUUUUUCACAUAACUUUAUAAUAAAAUAUGUGACAAUAUUAUGUGGAUCUUGCCUGAUUAAAUAUUGUAAAUCAUAUAUAUUUUGUAAAUUAUGUAAAAGGCUACAGUAAUGUAUAAAUGCAAUGUGGAUGAGAUAUACACGUGUAAAAUGUUUUGUCUGGAGAAUGCCUCUGGUUUCUUGUCAUUUUUUUGUUUGUUUGUUUUUAAGUUACUAAUCUGAUAUAGUUAGGUACACAGGGCUAGGGGGAUUUGUUUUGAAGGAUGUAUAUAAAUCAUUUUAAAAUGUUCCUACUGACAUUGUUGUUUCAACAUAUACAAAAGCAGUUGUUGUUGUAGAAUACUUCAAAUGUUUUGUAAUUGAAAUAUUUUAAAGUAGUUAUUUUGAAAAAAAGUAUUUACUUGAAUGUUACUUUAAAAAUAUCUUGCUAUUUACAGAGUAUUUGCACAUUAUAACAAAAUCUGCAUAUACAGUCAUAUGAAAAAUUUAGGACACCCUAUUGAAUUCCAUGGUUUUCUGUAUCAGGACAUAAUAAAAAAUUA
Sinocyclocheilus grahami is the source of this 4848-nucleotide messenger RNA. Its product is annotated as neuroblast differentiation-associated protein AHNAK-like. Bases 45 to 4064 code for a protein of 1339 amino acids. Gene Ontology annotation, cellular component: cytoplasm; nucleus; costamere. Gene Ontology annotation, biological process: regulation of RNA splicing. Lineage: Eukaryota; Metazoa; Chordata; Actinopteri; Cypriniformes; Cyprinidae. The transcript has 5 exons. The record is from RefSeq and is a predicted model, not a curated record.